UUUUCCAGGUUGUAUAUUUGGCCAGGUUACAUCUUAUACAGCGUGGUGUUUGGGACUUGGGGACGCGCUAUAUCUGUAUAUGUUUAUGUCUUGCGCCAGUUGUUUAUAAUAAGUACUAAAUACCCGUAAUAGAAUAAAAGAAAUGGCUACAGGACAGAAGGAUGCUGAGUUUUUGUGCACUGGAGAUAGCUCGGAUGUAAAGAAACCAGAGAGAAAAAACAAAAUCUCCGAUUUACUCGAUCCAAUAACAGGCGAAGCCGAGGAGCCGAUAGAAGUUUGCUUUGAAGAUGUUAGUGCAGCUUCGUUUAGGAUUAAAAGUGGCGUUAAAAGAACACCAUGCGAGAAAUCCAAACUUUCUGAUGCUGUUGACAUGAAGUUGUACUUCAAGAAGGAGUAUCUUCAGUUUACUGGCAGUUUUAAGGAGAGAGGAGCACGGAACACUCUCUUGAUGUUACCAAAAGAACAGAAAAAGAAGGGUGUAAUUGCGGCAUCUGCAGGAAACCACGCCCUUGCCCUAUCAUACCAUGGUCAGGACUUAGGUAUCCCUGUUACCGUAGUGAUGCCAAUCAAUGCACCUAUAAUGAAGAUAUCAGCAUGCAAGAAGUAUAAUGCUACAGUUCAUGUAAAUGGUGCUGAUAUUAUAGAGUCUAAAGAAAUUGCCUUACGACUAGCCAAGACAAAUGGAUUAGCCUACAUUAAUGGAUAUGAUCACCCCUAUAUCCUUGCUGGUCAGGGUACUAUAGGUCUAGAGAUCAUUGAUGAGGUCCCAGAUGCUGAUGCUGUUGUCAUACCGGUUGGCGGCGGAGGGCUUAUUGCAGGAAUAGCAGUUGCAAUCAAGUCACUCAAUCCAGAUAUACAAAUCAUAGGGGUAGAGUCUGAGCGUUGUGCUAGUUUCCAGGCUGCUCUGGAUGUGGGCCACCCGGUCAAGAUAGAUGCCAACCAGUCCUUAACACUUGCCGAUGGUCUGUGUGUCUCCAAGGUUGGUGGUAAUGCGUUUGUGACAGCCAAGCCAUACGUGGACAAGGUUAUUAGUGUGAGUGAGGAUUUUAUUGCGUUAGCGAUCCUGCGGCUGGUUGAGGAGGAGAAGGCAGUCGUGGAGGGGGCAGGGGUGACAGCCUUUGCCGCCAUCCUAGCUGGAAUGCUACCAGAACUCAAGGGAAAAAAGGUUGUGGUUCCUCUUUGUGGGGGGAAUAUUGAUUCCACGGUAUUGGGUCGCUGUAUAGAGAGAGGUCUAGCAGCAGACGGUAGGCUCUGUCGUAUGAUUGUAACGGUUAGCGACAGACCUGGUGGGAUAGCUGACCUCACACGACUACUAGCUUCACUUGGUGCAAGUGUAAAAGACAUGUACCAUGAGAGAGCAUGGCUGACAUCAAGUGUAUUUAGUGUACAGAUUAAAGUUGUUAUAGAAGUUAGAGACAAAGAACAUGGGCUGGAGGUAAAAGAAGCACUAGAAAAUAGCUACCCCAACAAUGUGAUGUGGGGGCAGGACUACAACUUUGUACAAGCCAAGCUGCACAAAGAACCAGAGAGGGGGACUGGGAAGUAAUCAGCAUGCCCUUAGGUCAAGGUCACACUGGUAGUGUGUGGUUGUCGUAAGGGAGAGGCAGAUAAUAGGGGUAUCCUGAUUGAGUCAGGGACAUUACCUAUUUCAAUAAAUGUUGUCAGUGCAAAUGGCAAUUGGCAAAUGGCAGUUCUAAUACCAAUGACUGCUUAUAGGUAAUAUUAUUUGUAAGAAUAAAGAUGAUAAGUAAUAUAAUCACAGAAAUUAUCCACACUUUUGUACAUUCAGUAGAAAUUUGACGAGUUCCAUGGUAUUUUUUGUUAGAACUGCCAUUUGCCAAUCACCAUUUGCCGUUUCGCACUGACACGUUUUUGAAAUAGGUAUAUAUGUAUUCUGUAUAGGUGUCAUAAGGGUCCAGGGGAAUAAUGAGUGUGUCUCAAGGGUCUUGGGGCAUGUGUGCUGUGUUGGUGUCAUAAGGGUCCAGGGGAAUAAUAAGUGUGUCUCAAGGGUCUUGGGGCAUGUGUGCUGUGUUGGUGUCAUAAGGGUCCAGGGAAAUAAUGAGUGUGUUUCAAGGGUCUUGGGGCAUGUGUGCUGUGUUGGUGUCAUAAGGGUCCAGGGAAAUAAUGGAAGUGCCCAAGGGUCAGGGGCAUCUAUGGUAAGGUCAGGAACAAUGGGUGUGUCCCAGGGUUGCAGGUGUGGCCAAAGAAAAUAAUAGGUGAGACAAGCACACCACAUACUGUAUGUUGGGCUAGGGGACAAGGGAAUAAUGGGUGUCAAAUAUGUAUAUUGUAUGGGUGUUCUCUGAAUCUGUGUGAGAUUCAAGCAAGUUGUCUAGAACUAACUGAAUUUCUUGAUAUUAUAGAUUUAUAUUCCAAUAAUUUCUUCAGAUAUUUGGUACCCUGCAUUGCCAAAAAUGAUUAUUUUAUGAUUAGAUAAAGGCUUUAUUUUUAGAAUGGGUCAAUGUGUUUGCAAUAACCAUUUUAGGGGAUUACUGUUGAAUCCGUGGAAUCGCGACCCAUGUUUUCAAAACACUAUUUGAUUUGGUUUUCUGUUCCAUCAGUAAAACCAAUCUGAGCCAGCAACCAGAGUCUCGCUUUGUGCACUUCCCUGGCUUUCCUCUGGGCGAAAACCAGACAGUGUCACGACAGAAAGCCAGGCAACUGCACUAGGUGAGAGAUGGCAAGAAUCUUAAGAAUCUGAUUGAUUUGACUGGGGGAACAGAAAAUCCCAAAAACAAAUCGAUGUUUUGAAAAUGCGGCGUCAAGAUACAAUGGAAUUGACAGUAAAUGCAAUGUCAUGAGCUUGCCCGGCUAUUUAUUGAAUGGAUAAACCAUUGAUGGUGAUAUUUCCUGGAUCACUUUUAUAGAAUGGUUAUUCAUGUUAGUGGUCCAUGGGUCACUUUCUCAUUAGACUAUUUAAUCUGAACCAAUAUAAGCCAUGAUCGUGGUUCAUCACACUUUUAUUGUGAAUAGUGUUAAACACGAGGUUCUGCUAUAAAAGGGAAAGCUCCUCCCAUCCCCGGGCUCGAAUUUGCAAUUACAAUCAUAACACUGCCAAGCUACUGUAGCCAUGACAAAUUAUGUCUCUUGUAAAAUUGCUAUUUUUGCACAGGUAACAUGGCAGUCAGUGAUUUGCUCUCCACUCAUGUUUUCGGUGCAAAAUUUUAAAUUUUAGGCUAUCCAUAAUCUCUUGAGCUAAUGAUGCUUUAUUCCAUUUAGGUUUUAACAAUAAUUAGCAUUUCAUUUAAUUGAAAAUGGCAAAAUUUUCACAGAAAAUUUGCACAUGCCCCCAGACCCCCCUAUAUAAUAUUAUUUACACCCCUGAAAAAAUGGGCUCGAAAUCAACUUUUCUGCUGGCUUGGAGGUGUUUAAGCCUGCUCCGCCGUCCCUUAAUGACAUGUCAGUGCCCCCCAUGCACACAUACAAAUUUUUAGCUUUUUUUGUUUUGGAGGAGGGCCUUUAUUUUUGGUAGCCUCUUUGGGGGAGGGACACCAUUUCUAUCCUUUAUUUUUGGGGAGAGUCGAAAUUUUUGAAGCAAAAAAAAAAAACUUAGCAGCCCUCCCCCCCCCCUAAAUAAUGACCCUUCCCUUAGCAUUAUCCAUGUUUGAACAUUGGAUCUGUAUCAUUCAAAUAGAUUGAGUAGCUAGAUAAGAGUUCAUUUAUGUAUGUCUGAUUUGGCUUUCAAGAAUCCUGACCAGAUUCCAUUUCAGCCUUGCUACCUCCCUUCAUAGAAAAAGCAGACAUUAAUAAAGUAACUGCUCGAUGUCACACAGACUGCUCCUCAUAUGGCGUCUCGCUACAAAGAUAAUCUGUCAUUAUUGGAAGCUUCAGGCUCUGUGAGAAAAACUUUUGCUCAACGGGGUUGUUAACAGUCCAUAAUACGAGGCUGACUCCACGUUCUCUCCACUCCUCCACAUAGAACCUGAAAAAAUAACAUCAGAAAUAAAACUAGAAUCAUACA
This is a messenger RNA of Nematostella vectensis (starlet sea anemone), 3961 nucleotides long. RefSeq names its product L-threonine ammonia-lyase. Gene Ontology annotation, biological process: L-threonine catabolic process; L-serine catabolic process. Lineage: Eukaryota; Metazoa; Cnidaria; Anthozoa; Actiniaria; Edwardsiidae. The record is from RefSeq and is a predicted model, not a curated record. The coding region runs from base 143 to 1546 and encodes 467 amino acids. The transcript is spliced from 12 exons. Gene Ontology annotation, molecular function: threonine deaminase activity; L-serine ammonia-lyase activity.